CAGUGUUUACUGGAGACCACAUGGGGGUUGGAGGAGGGGCCGCCCCCCCCCUCUGCGUGCGUUUAUAGACUGGCCACGAUUGGACGACUUGAUGCAGCAGUACUACGAGGAGCUUGAGGAGGGGCAAGAUCUUUGUGCUACGCUGGAGGACCGCUGCUAUGAUGCUGACAACAUCAUAAUGGAAGGCGCUAACAACAUCAACCCUAUCGCCAAAGAUGCUAUCAACAUCAACAGUAAAAACAACGACAAUCUCACCGCUGUCGCUCUCAUCGACGCCGUCAACAGCAACGACAACAACAAUAACGACAUCGGUAACAAUGACAACAACAACAACAACAACAACAGCAACAAUAACAACAACAAUAAUAACGGCGAAGACGGUGCCCUUCGUGAAGAUGACCAGGACGUUCGCAUCCAGGUCGCCAACAGGGACGGCAAUAUUGCUGACAACAAUUGCAACAUUGAUUCGGACGGGGGCAAUCGUAGGGUGCGGCAGGCUUCUCCCACGAUUGUUGCCAUGUUUCAUGGAGGUAGGCCUCUUUGGGAGGGGAUGAGUUUGUGCAUGUUCAUGUGUAGCUGGCGCUGCUCGUGCGGGCGAAAUAGCACUGCGGCGCUUCCAUGGGAUCCGGGUGGGAGGGUAGCAGGGUGGGGUAGAGGCCUGGAUCUUCGUUCUUUCGAUGUUUACAACAACAACAACAACAUCAACGAUAACAAAAAUGACACCACUCACGAGGUGAUAACUUUGAGACAAAAACAUUGGAGUGAGAUAAGGCGAGAAUACGAAGAAGAAGCAGAAGCAGAAGCAGCAGCAGCAGCAGCAGCAGCAGCAGCAGAAGAAGAAGAAGAAGAAGAAGAAGAGGAGGAGGAGGAGGAGGAGGAGGAGGAGGAGGAGGAGGAGGAGGAGCUGUCUCUUAUACACAUCUAGAUGUGUAUAAGAGACAGGUGUCAUGCUAAUCUUCUCUGUGUCGUUCCAUUUUUUUUCGUUUUUUCCUUUUUUCCUUUUUUUUAAUGGAUGUCCCGAAGGACUACUCACUCACUACCUUUCUGUUUGGCUGUAAUGGAUGUUUUUGAGGAUCCAGGUCUGCUGUUUGCAGUUCGAUCGGAAGGACAUCAAGAUGAACAAGUUCGUAGCAACAACUCUCGAGUCCCAAUUUCAUGUAUUUGACACUCAUAUUCUUCAUCCAACAAAAGGGUUUGCAUCAUCCACUACAUCGGUGAGACCCCUAAGCUGAGCCAUCCUUGUGUUUUCAUCCUCACUCACUAGGAUUUGCAGAACUCUGCGAAAACAAAUUGGAGGAAUCGGUCCCACUGAUGGGAGGGAAAGAAAACAAAAGCUUGAUGAUGAU
Messenger RNA from Chara braunii, 1346 nucleotides. The record is from the annotation of a GenBank genome assembly. Lineage: Eukaryota; Viridiplantae; Streptophyta; Charophyceae; Charales; Characeae.